This is a messenger RNA of Clarias gariepinus (North African catfish), 3670 nucleotides long. RefSeq names its product Y+L amino acid transporter 2-like. Gene Ontology annotation, biological process: amino acid transmembrane transport. The transcript has 10 exons. NCBI's taxonomy places the organism in Eukaryota, Metazoa, Chordata, Actinopteri, Siluriformes, Clariidae. The coding region runs from base 294 to 1766 and encodes 490 amino acids. Gene Ontology annotation, cellular component: membrane. Gene Ontology annotation, molecular function: L-amino acid transmembrane transporter activity; basic amino acid transmembrane transporter activity. The record is from RefSeq and is a predicted model, not a curated record.
UCUGAAUGAUCUAUAGGGCGGGAGAGUUUACAUCAUCCAUCUUUCACGCACGCCCCUAAACGUUGCCACAUUGUUUGUGUGUAUAUUGAGAUUCAGGAAACCAAGCUUUUUCUUUUUCUUUAAACCUCAAGGACUUUCUCUGGAAGAAUGAUGUGAUGACACAUGACGAGCCAUAAAUGAGACUCAUGAAGUGAUCCUGAUUUCGUCAUCUGGCACCACCCCCUCAUCAUUCUUCCCUUCUCCGUCCUUUUUUUGCUUCUCUGUCCUUUACAGAUUGCAUUCAGAGUGAAGUCAUGGCUAAAGAAGUAGACACUGUUUCCACCAACUCCAUGCGUCUGAAGCAGGAGAUCUCGCUGUUACAUGGAGUUUGUCUCAUUGUGGGCAAUAUGAUUGGGUCAGGGAUUUUCGUAUCACCAAAGGGUGUGCUGCAGUACACUGGCUCCUACGGCUUCUCGUUGGUGGUUUGGGCCAUCGGUGGCAUCUUCUCUGUAUUUGGAGCCCUCUGUUAUGCUGAGCUCGGCACCACGAUACGCAAAUCAGGUGCCAGCUAUGCCUACAUCCUGGAAGCAUUUGGUGGCUUCCUGGCAUUUAUUCGGCUGUGGACCUCAUUGUUGAUUGUGGAGCCAGCAUGCCAGGCGGUCAUUGCUCUUACUUUUUCCACUUACCUCGUGCAGCCGUUCUAUCCAACCUGCCUAGCUCCUUAUAAUGCCGUCCGACUUAUUGCAGCGCUCAUCAUCGCUCUGCUGACCUUUGUGAACUGUAUGAAGGUGAAAUGGGGGGCCAUCCUGCAGGUCAUCUCCACGGUUGCAAAAGUGAUGGCUCUAAUUGUUAUCAUCAUUGCUGGUUUGAUCAUCCUGGCCCAAGGUAAGACAAAGAAUUUUGAAGACUCAUUUAAGGACUCUAAUCUGAAUCCUGGAGACAUGGCUCUCGCUCUGUAUGCUGCACUGUAUUCAUACUCUGGCUGGGACACUCUGAACUUCAUUACUGAGGAGAUCAAAAACCCAGAAAGAAACUUACCCCUGUCUAUAGCCAUCUCUAUGCCCAUUGUCACGGUUAUCUACCUCAUGACCAACGUGGCCUAUUACGCAGUCUUGGAUGCAGAGACAGUGCUGCAGAGUGAAGCAGUGGCUGUGACGUUUGCUGACAGUGUCCUUGGCUAUGCACGCUGGCUGAUUCCACUUUCUGUGGCCAUCUCCUGCUACGGUGGUCUCAACUCCUCCAUCAUUGCUGCCUCCAGGUUAUUCUUUGUUGGAUCUAGGGAGGGUCAUUUGCCCAAUGUCCUUUCCAUGAUCCAUGUAAAGCGUUACACACCAAUCCCAGCUUUGCUGUUUAAUGGUGGCAUGAGCUUGCUUUACCUGUUUGUUCGAGAUGUUUUCCAGCUAAUUAAUUAUUUUAGCUUUAAUUACUGGCUGUUCAUUGGCCUGUCCAUUGCAAGUCAGAUCUACCUGCGCAUAAAGGCUCCUGAUAUGCCUCGACCAAUAAAACUUAGCCUGUUCUUUCCUAUAGUGUACUGCUUGUGUAGCGUGUUUCUGGUGGUCGUGCCGCUCUACAGUGACACUAUAAACUCUCUGGUGGGCAUUGGGGUGGCUCUCUCUGGAGCUCCAUUCUACUUCCUCUUUGUGCACCUGCCUUCCAGCUCCAGGCCUGCUAUCUUGAGUAAAAUGUUUGAUAAGAUCUCACUGUUUACUCAGAAGUUGUGUUUCUGCUGUUUAGCGGAUCCAGACCUAGACCUCGACAAUCCAACCGAAACGGGCAAAUCAGAAUGAUCAGGACCUGAAAACAGAAACUGAAAGCUUUCCAUUUGUACUCCAGCAAAAUCAAGAGACCAACAUUUGGGAAAUUUUAACCAGAACUGCAUUUUUAUACAUUUUUAUUUUUAUUGUUAUUAUCUUUGUAUUUAAUAUAUUUUGUUUAUAUAAUGCAAGUCUGGAUAUUUUAAGACAGUUUCACAAAGUAUAAGGUGUUUAUAGAAGUUAUUACGGAGACCAUGUUGAUGUCCAGUUUUUAUGUGUAAAAUGAUUUAGCUGUAGCAUUUUUUUCUAUGCCUUUUUUGUCUAUUUUGCUACAGUGAUCAGACAGAGACUUUAAGAUGAGCUGCAUACCCCCCACCCCCCUUUUUCCUCUCUUCCUUCCCCUUAGAUAAAAGGAAUGUCACUGGGAUGUUAGCGACAGGUACUUUGGGUGCUGUGAGUCUUGAAUGCCCUUGAUCCUGUCAGCAGUUUACUAAUGUAUAUUUAAAAAACAUAUCAGUUCAUCUGGCAGUAGUGUUGGUGUUUUGGCUGAUGCAUGUAUGGCUUGUGUUUGUGUGUUUCUUUUUUUGAAAAACAGCAAAGGAAACAUUAUGGUGAGACUGGAUAGGAUCGUUUCCCCCUUAUACAGACUUUUUUUUUUUUUUUUUUAAGUUUCAUUGUGGCCUCAUAUACCAAUAUAGAUUAUGGCUCACAACUUGAAGCUUAUUUCAAUAUUUGUCAAUGUUUUAUUACAUGUUUUAUUGCACACGUUAAAUGUUUUUAGGUGUGUAGAUCAUACUUUUUCUUUUUUUUUAACAUUCAGUUACUUUUGAACUUAUGCACACAAUGGGCAAUUAGUUAUUUUUAUAGCAGUUUAGGAUUUUUUUUUUUUUUUUUCAGAUGUUCAGGUUUCAUGCCGGAAUCAUUUCCCACUCUAAGUGUCUAUUGGAUAAAGCACAGAAAUUGUGUCUUACAGUUAUUUUUUUCCUAAGCUGCUUUCAAAGACAAGGACAGGAAUAAGCAGAGUUUAUGUCCAGGCCGGGAAAAUGCACAUAGAUACAUGAAGUUAGGAAAACUAGAAAUAUCUAAUGCAAUAUUUUAAGUCAUAGAUUCUGUAAGUGAAUUUUACCACAUUAUGAUAAUUAUAGAAAGUCACUGUAUUGCACAAGGAUACAUUAAUAGCUCUUGUGCUGAUUUCAGGACAAAGCAGUCUAGUCUCAGGCUAAAUCACAAGCUGUUUUAUUGGUUGCACUUGAAAUUAAUGUACUUAGCCAAAGCUGAAGACUAGGGUUCUGUUCUUAAAAAAAAACAGGUUUCGUUACGAUCUAUUGCAUAAUAUAAUAGGACAUAGGGUUUUGUGAUUAUUAAAGGUGGGGUGGCUUUUUUUUUCAACCUUAAUCUAUGUUUUAUUCUGUUUAACCUCCAAACACACUUGAACCAAAUAAUUGUAAAUUCAGAGGUUUUAUGAAAUGUUACUGGUUUACUUUGUUGUUUGUUCAGUUUUUAGUACAGACCUCAGCAAAUUAGAUUUUCCUCAUUUUAACAUCAUAGGAAUAUUUUUAAUUUCAGGAGACAUUAGGGAGAGAUGUCCUGUUUUACAUGUGUUUUCACGUGUAUUUUAUUCAUGUAUGUUUGUAAUGUUGUUACAUUGUUACAGAAUAUAUAUGUAUAUUGUAUACAUGUGUGAAGUAACAUUGUUUUGUUUACAGUACAAAUGCUUAAGGUUCUUGAAAAAUGGACAGGUGGGUGUGGGUGUUUCAAGUAUUACCUCUGUAUGCUUGUCUUGUUUAUAAGAAUUUAGCAUCUAUGCAUUGAGUUGUUGCUCCCUGUAUCCUUCUAUGCCUGAUUUUUCUUUUGUUGCACCAAAUAAAAAGGUGGUGUUAUAAAAUAAAGUAAAAAAAUAAACAAUAAUGCAACUGUGUGCAAUGAACAGGAUCAAA